Messenger RNA from Ciona intestinalis (vase tunicate), 2509 nucleotides. Its product is annotated as leucine-rich repeat transmembrane protein FLRT2. The record is from RefSeq and is a predicted model, not a curated record. NCBI's taxonomy places the organism in Eukaryota, Metazoa, Chordata, Ascidiacea, Phlebobranchia, Cionidae. Gene Ontology annotation, molecular function: protein binding.
UUAAACCGAUUAUAUGCAAAAGUAAUUUCACUUUAUCCAGGCGCUAAUCGGCUUUGCAAAAUUUUAAAAUUAAGUGGAAAACUGCCUCGGAUUACUAAACUUAUUUCUUUUGAUUUUCAGGUCUCUGAUAGCGUAGAUAAAAAAUAUUAAAUUUCUGAACUGAAACAUACACUAUGAUUAAGCGUUUUUGCUUCAUUGUUGUAUUGACAAUGCACAUUGUGACGUCACUGGGGUGCCCACGAGUCUGCAGAUGCGACGAAAGGCGAAAGAUGGUCAAUUGUAACGAAAGAGACUUAAACUUUGUGCCGCAUGGUAUUCCAACGAACACAAAAGUCUUGUAUCUACAACACAACAACAUCGGGAACAGCCCAAGUCUUGAACAAAACCUCUCGAAAUUGAAAGUCUUGGAAAAGCUUUAUAUUUACAGCAACAAAAUCACGUCUUUCCCGGCAAAUUUACCGAGCAGUAUAGUCUACGUGUCUUUGCGUCAAAACAACAUUAAAUUUAUCGGAAAAACGGCUUUGAGAGGACUUAGCAACCUACGGGAGUUACAUUUGGAUUCGAACAACAUUACCAUCGAAGGUUUAUCAGAAGACGCAUUUUCACCAGCGGUCAAUCUACAGGAGCUUAUAUUCACUCAAAACAGUUUGACGCACCUCCCAUCCGGGUUACCUAGAAGUUUAAUAAGUCUCCGUGUCGCUAACAACCGUAUUAGUGACGUCACAGCUGCGUCAUUAAGCAGUCUUAGCAAGCUGAUCGUUUUAGACUUCAGCAACAAUGAGUUGAACGACGCUUCAUUUCAGGAUGGGAGUCUAAAGCAGCUGGAGAACUUGCGUACAAUAGACCUCAGCGGCAACCAUAUUACUAACAUCCCUACCCAGCUGCCGGGUAAUAUCACAAACUUAUUGUUAUCCCGCAACAAAAUCCAGUAUAUCUUCGCAGCCAAAAGCGAACCCGGCGAAAUACCGAUACGAGGCGAUUUACAGUCAUUUCCUCGGCUAAAGAAACUGGAUUUAUCGUCAAACCAGUUGCACAGCGUUGAAAAGGGCGCGUUUACGAACCUGCCUUCUGCAAUAUCGGUGGAGUUGCAUGGAAACCCUUGGCGUUGCGACUGCAACCUACAAUACUUAAAGCGCUGGAUGACGUAUACAACAUCCGUUGUACGAAGUAGCGAAGGCAACACACGAUGCGCGACACCCGCGAUUUUCAGUGAUGUCACAGUCAACAGUUUAGAUCUAGAAGCGCUUCGUUGCACGCAUAGUUCAUACGCGUUUAAUGUACUUGACGUAACUCCGGACAGCGUCACAAUCGAGUAUGACGUCAUCAGCGCGGAGGAGCCGCCGUACGUCACCUUCUCUAUUAUGUACGGAACAAUGCUGUGCAAUGGAUGUUCUAUACCGCAUGAUAAUACUAAAGGAAAGCAUCCAACUGCUGCCAUGUGGAUGGGCGAAUACACUAUAAUAGAACUGAACUCUGAAAAUAAGAGAAUCGAAAAUUUGACUCCAAACACCACGUACGCUAUGUGUAUAGUGACUUCCUACCAACAUCCAGACCAAAUCGGUGUGGAGCAGUGCCAAGACGUCACGACCUACGUCAUACCUACGUUUCCGACGAUUUUAGAAGAUAGAAGUUUUCCAAUGUGGGCGUACAUAGCGGCCGGGUGCGGGUUCGUUUUACUCUUAGCGCUCGCUAUUACAGUGUACAUAUUAUGGAAACGAAGGAUCAAAAACCGACUGAUCGAAGCACGAAGAUAUAGACAACAAAUACCACAACAUUACUUACCCCAGUUCAUGGUGGCAAGGGAACCGGGUUUGGCGCCUUUGACCCCCAACUCGUACACUGGCAAGCCAUUACCAUUACAAAACGCUAACAACGAGUUUGAUGUAACUUUGAUGGUACGACAGGACGUUAAUUUAUCUCGUAGAAGCGACAGUUGUUACAGUGACAGUCACGAUGAGUCAGUCGUGACCAACCAUACUAGUGGUACAGCGCGCUCCAAUCGUUGUGAACAGAACUCGACUGGCAACCAAAGCGAAUCUUUAUUACCAAGUAAUAAUUCGCCUCAUUUACACGACUCUGGGCUUUUCGUUUAGUUUUCUUUUUUACUUCUUUUGCAUUUUUUUCUAUUUUGCUUCUGUUUUUACGCUUUCGCCAUCGCUUAUUGCAUGUCUUUUAAACUUUCGCGUAUUUUUACAUUUUUCUGUUUAAAAAGUUCAUUCCAGAUUUAGCCGCUUAUUGUUACACGGCUUAGCUUUGAAAGUUUUGUAAACCGUUUACGAUUUGCAGUAAAAUGUUCUUAACAAAACUUACACAACUUCCAUUCCACAAAAAUUACAUUAUAAUAUAUAGUAAGCUCUUAAAAUCAAAUUUAGUUGACUUUGCCAAACACUAUUUUUAAAAAACACUAAACAAUGGUCUCAUUUUCAUGAGAUAUGUUUUCGAGAUUUUUUCUGGCUGGACCAGAUACGUAUUGCUUUUUCAAUUCUUUAAAUAAACUACAACGACAAAA